Messenger RNA from Platichthys flesus (European flounder), 4426 nucleotides. RefSeq lists its product as uncharacterized. The transcript is spliced from 2 exons. Bases 89 to 3622 code for a protein of 1177 amino acids. The record is from RefSeq and is a predicted model, not a curated record. Lineage: Eukaryota; Metazoa; Chordata; Actinopteri; Pleuronectiformes; Pleuronectidae. Gene Ontology annotation, molecular function: protein binding.
GUUUUAUAAACAUAUAAACAUAUCAAACCUGAACGUGGUCGCAUCAGAAGUCAACUCACUUUCUGUUUUGUCCGGUUCAGGCUGAGUGAUGGACUUCCUCGGGUCGAUGGAGGUGGCGGCGCUCGGUCGGCCUUUCUCCCUGGGGAUGCUGUACGACUGUCGCAAAGAUCUACUAGUGCCCGGAAUGACAUUGUGGGACCGGGAGGACCUGAAAAAAGAUAUUGGAGAAAGACCACAGAACUCUAAUGAUUUUGAGAUAGUUGCAUCUGACUCAAUCGAGGAUAAAUCUUCAGCACUAAAUGUUGAAGCUUCUCUGAAAGCAAGUUUCUUGGGUGGACUGGUUGAGGUGGGGGGAUCGGCCAAAUACCUGAAUGAUCACAAGACAUCCAAAAAUCAGGCCAGAGUAACACUGAAGUACAAAGCUACCACAAAUGUCCAGGAACUGUCCAUGAACCAUCUCGGAAGAGCCAACAUGAAACAUCCGGAAGUUUUUGACAAAGGAUUGGCAACACAUGUAGUCACAGCUAUUCUUUAUGGAGCACAAGCCUUCUUUGUGUUUGAUCGUGAGAUGUCAAAAGGAGAAGAUCAUCAGGACGUUCAAGGCAACUUGAAAGUGGUGAUCAAGAAGCUCCCAUGCAUCUCUAUAGAUGGAGAAGGUUCCCUGCACAUGGAAGACAAAGAGAAGGCAAAUGUUGAGAAGUUUUCUUGCAAGUUCCACGGAGACUUUUCUCUUGAAAAGAAUCCUGUGUCCUUUCAGGAUGCCGUACAGGUCUAUCAAAGCCUGCCAAAACUACUGGGAUCCAAUGGGGAAAAAGCAGUUCCAGUGAAAGUCUGGCUGUUGCCAUUGACAAGUUUAGAUUCUACUGCUGCUAAACUUGUUCGUCAGAUAAGUGUAGGACUAGUUCAGGAAGCACAGACAGUCCUGGAGGACUUCAGUGAGCUGGAAAUGAGGUGCAACGAUGCCAUGAGAACAACAACAGCACAGCAGUUUCCUCAGAUUGGCAAAAAACUUAAAAGUUUUAAAGAAAUGUGCUCUGUGUUCAAACUAGAAUUCCAACGAACUUUAUCAUUGAAACUUCCAUCUAUACGAGGAGGAGGUGAAGAGGAGGCUGUGCUUGCAGAGAUACUGAUGAAGAGACACUCAUCUCCGUUCAACAGCAAAAACCUGACUGAGUGGAUGGACUGUAAAGAGAGAGAAAUCUACGUCUUAAGAUCUUACAUCAACAUAAUGAAAAACACAAGGACCAUCUCAUCGCAGAAUGGUCUACAUGAGGAGAUUCUCAGUGCAGAGCAGGUCCUGUGUUUUGUUUUCACCUCAGUGGGAGACGCUGAGUCGUUCCUCUCAGCCUCAUCAAACUAUUCACUAUCAGAACCAACCAAACCAGACGAGCCUCAAGGUCAGCAGCAGUGGUUCACCUCACAAGACAUUGCAAAUAAAAUGAGGAAACAAGCAAAGCUCUUCAGGGAUUUUGCAGAAGCCAACAAAGAGAACAAGAACAUAAAGUUCCUCAUGGUGGGUUUGACCAAUGAGACACAAAAAGGUUCCAGCAUCUACCUUUAUGAAGACGGCUUCUCCGUAAAUGAGAACUUUGAACCACCUUCAAAGCCGGAAAGUGUGAAAGCAAGUGACAUAAACCACAACAGUGUGACCCUGAAGAUCUCUCCACCCAGAUCUGGAACCGAGAACAUCACCUCCUACUCUGUUGAGUACUGUGUCCAUGGAGAGGCUGGAUGGCAACAGAAGACGGUGUCAAAGGAUGGAGACGUCACAGUGAGCGACCUGAGUCCUAACACAGAGUACGUGUUCAGAUGCAGAGCUGUCACCUCAGUAGGUGUUGGACCAGUCAACGAGGUCAGUGGAACCAUUAGAACUCGGCCCUGCAGCCCUCCUGGAGAACCUCGAGUUGAACCAAACUCAAGUGAGAUAACCGUUAGCUGGCAGAGACCUGCUGAGCUUGGACAAGAUGUCCACGUUCUGAGAUACAUCGUGGAGUACGCCCAAGCAGACAAAGUGAGGAAAGGAGAAGAUCUCCAGUGGAAACAAAAAAUGUCAGAAUCUGAAGAGGUGAUCAUAUCAGAGCUUCAGUCAGAGACAGAGUAUGUUGUCAGGGUCACAUGUGACUGUGGUGGAGCUGGCAGAAGCAAGGAAAGCAUCUCUGUGAACGUCUGCACAAAGAAUGUUAAACCUCUCACAGAGUUCCUCACUCAUACGAGCGUAAGAAUAAGUUCUGAGGCCCUGUCAGUUUACAAACUGCCUCCGACAGAAGACAACAUGGUCAUAGGAGGCUGCCGGAUGUUUAACUUUGGCAAAACAAGCAUGAAGAGAAAUCGCACCAUGAUUCUUUUUGGAGAGUCUGGAUCAGGAAAGUCCACUUUGAUAAAUGGAAUGAUCAACUACAUUGUAGGUGUAAAGUGGGACGACAAUUUCAGACUUAACUUCAUAGUCAAGGAUCAUUCAAGUUCAGAAGCUGAAAGCCAGACCCCUCAUGUCACUGUGUACAAACUGAACCAUCAGGAGGAGUUUAAAAUCCCCUUCUCUCUGACCAUUGUGGAUAUUCCAGGAGAUAUAGAAGACAUAGAAAAGGACAAGUUGAUCGUAGAGCAGCUUCGUGAUCUCUUCUCGGCUGAGGGUGGUGUCAGUGAAAUCGAUGCUGUGUGUUUCGUAGCUCUGGCUUCUUCAGCACGACUCACACCAACACAGAAAUUCUUGUUUGACUCAGUGCUCUCCAUCUUCGGCAAAGACGUGGCAGAAAACAUCCGGAUUCUGGUGACAUUUGUAGGCAGCCAACGUCCACCAGUUCUGGAGGCGAUCAACAAGGCGGAUGUCCCGUGUCCGAAAACCAAAGAAGGACUGCCGGUUCACUUCAAGUUCAAUAACUCAGCGUUGUUUGCCAAAAACAAAUUGUGUGCAGCAGAGAGCGCGAGUGGGGAAGAUGAUGAGGGAGACUUCGAUGAGAUGUUUUGGAACAUGGGGAUAAAAUGCAUGAAGAAGUUUUUCACUGCUUUGAAUGUGAUGACGACCAAAAGCUUGACGAUGACUAAGGACGUCCUCAGAGAAAGACAGCAGCUCGAGAUCUCAGUUCAGAGUUUGCAGAGGCAGGUUAAAAUUGGGUUAGACAAGCUGGAGGAGAUAAAAGGGACGACUACACAACUGAGAGAUCACGAGGCAGAGAUCAGCAGAAACAAGAAUUUUGUGGUCGAAGUCAAUAAGCGUAUUCCUGAUCGUGGUUCUGGAAUAAUAGGGAAAGUCAAGGAAGUCAAAGAAAAAAUACAAGUAAAAGAGAAGGAAGAAAAGUACCUGAAAGCCUCCGAGGCGGCGACGGCUGUGAAGUCACAGAUUGACAGACUGAAGGCUGAGUAUGACCUUGUGCAGGCUGAGGUGGUGAAAAUGAUGGGUAAAUCUGCCAAGUGUCUAAACAGACUUAAAAAGAUCGCUCUGAGGCCAAACCCUCUGUCCACUCCAGAGAACAUCAACCUGCUCAUAGAAGGAGAGAACGCUGAGGCCAAGUCCGGCUGGAAGAAACGAGUCCAGUGUCUGAUGGACAUGAGAGAACAAGCAGAGUUCAUGGCUAAAGUGGAAAGAGGAGAAAGAUUCCUCCAGAGUUCAUCCAGAGACUUCUAGUCUUUUCUUUAAGGUUUUCCUCUGAGGCGACUUCCAAACUUCCAUUUCAACCGAAACCUUCUCUGUCUACUAGUAUUUUGGCUUCAUAUCAUUUGAAUCCUCGUCCAACAUGUGAACAAGUAUCACCUGACCAUGCACGUACACAUGCCGCUGUUAACAGGAAGCAUUAGUUGUUAGUUGAGGUCAUGUGACAGGAACCUGACGAAUCAGAGAGAAAGAACCAAUCAUCAAGAGGUUGUGAGCGUCUACGUUAUCGUUUCCUAACAUCUGGGUUUCUGUCCAGAUGAACACGCAGCACCGGAGUUUCAAACUGAAACGGGACCGACAGUGUUUCCAAACUUCUCUGUUUUAACGUUUCUGCCUCUUUGCUUCAUGAUUCUUCAUCUGCUCGCUGAUUAAUUCAUAAGUUAGCAUUUAUUUUAAUUAUACAUCAAAAUACAACUUCCAGUCACAGCAUGACAGCGUGUUGUGUGGGAGUAAUGUUGCUCUGUGUCAAAGUAGAAAGCUGAGAGCUCACAUGACAGACAUGUCAACAAUGAGGUUCACUGGUGUGAUGUAGGUCAAAUCAUAUCUGUGUCUUUAUGUGUUUCAUGUCUGAAUUACAUGAUAAAACAAACAGUGGAACAAAUGUCAGUUUGCUUGGUUUGAACCUGUUUUUUACUCACCGCUGGUUUUAUCUUUGCUUGUAUUCUAUAACUUUUUAUGUUUGGAAACUUAAAGUUGAAGUUGUGUUAAUGUUUUUCAGUUUAUUCAAGUAUCUCUGACAGAAAUAUAUAAGUAAAUAAAUCCAAGUUGAACAACUGA